Messenger RNA from Hirundo rustica (Barn swallow), 2373 nucleotides. It is a transcript of the gene EMILIN1, whose product is annotated as elastin microfibril interfacer 1. The record is from RefSeq and is a predicted model, not a curated record. Lineage: Eukaryota; Metazoa; Chordata; Aves; Passeriformes; Hirundinidae. Gene Ontology annotation, molecular function: protein binding. The transcript is spliced from 9 exons.
AUGCCUGGUGCCUGCUCUACUCCAGGACAGUGCCUGAUCCAUGCUGGGAUGAUGUGCCCGUGACUGCUCUGUGCUGGGAUGAUGCUCAGUCCAUGCUGGGAUGAUGGUAGAUCCAUGCUGGGGCAGUCCCAGCGCCUGCUCCGUGCCGGGAUGGUGCCCGUCUGUGCCAGGACGAGGCGCGCUGCGAAUUGGUGCGCCUACGUGGUGACGCGCAGCGUGAGCUGUGUGGUGGAGGAUGGCGUCGAGAGCUUCAUCAAGCCAGACUAUCAGCCCUGCCCCUGGGGGCAGCUCCAGUGCCCCCGAGUCCUGGCGUACCGCAGCUUCCUACGGCCCCGCUACAAGCUGUCCCAGCGAACGGUGUCCGAGCUGGCUUGGCGCUGCUGCCAGGGGUUCUCGGGUCCGGACUGCAGCGAGGGCCCCUCUCCAGCGGCCCCCCAGCCCACCGGCCGGCCCCCGCCCCGGCCCGGCCGCCCCACGCUCUCCGGCUUCGGCAACCCCCUCAGUGGCCUGGGGGGUGAAGGCGGCGGAGACGCGGAGAAGGUGCGACGGCUGGAGGAGCAGGUGCGGCGGCUGAGCGAGCAGCUGGAGGAGCUGCGCGCCGGGCAGGAGCCGCCCCGGGCGGCGGUGGAGGGGCAGCCCGGGGGCGAGCAGCCGGCUGACGCGGCCGCCCCCGCCGAAGUGCGGGAGGCGCUGAGCCACCUGCAGCGGCGCCUGGAGGAGCUGGAGACCCGGCUGCGCCGCACCGAGGGCGGCCGGGACGGCCCCGGGGGCCCCGGGACGGCGGCGCUGCAGGAGCUGGAGCAGCGGCUGCAGGAGAUGUGCGCCGCCUGCGCCACCGGCACCGAGGGGCUGCGGCGGCAGGCGGCCGAGGACCGGGAGCGUAUGCGGGCGCUGGAGAAGCUGGUGGGCUCGGUGGACCAGCGCAACAGGGACGCGGUGGAGUCGGUGCAGCGGCACAUCAGCAGCCUCAGCAGCCGCCUGGCCCCCGCGCCGCCGGCUCCCCCGUCCCCGGACCUGCUCCGUCGCCUGGCCGAGCUAGAGCGGCGGCUGGAGGGGCUGCCGGUGCCGGCAGCGGCGCCGGGGCAGGGGCCGGUGCUGGCGCGGCGGCUGGCCGAGCUGGAGGGGCGGCUGAACGCUUCUCGCGCCGGCCCGUGGCCCUCCGAGCCCGAGGGGCGGCCGGGCGGGCUGCCGGGGCGCCUGGCCAACCUCAGCCGGGCGGUGGAGGGGCUGGCGGCCAGCGGGGCGCAGCGCGGCGCCCGCCUGGACCAGCUCGAGGGGCUGCUGGCCCGCUGCGGCCGCCCGUGCCCGGGGCACGACGGGGUGCUGGGCCCCCACCCCCGGCAGCCGGAGGACGCCGAAGGGCUCUGGGAGGACGGGCUGACCGAGACCCUGGGCGGGGCGCGGGGGGAGGCGCUGGCCGAGGAGCUGGAGCUGCUCCGCAACAGGACAGGGCGGCUGGAGGCGGCUCUGGAGGACCUGAGCGGUGACCCCUGCGCCCGGCCCUGCGCCUCGCUGCCCCCCCGGGAGGCGGAGCGGCUCCCCGCGAAGCCGGAGGAGCCGGACGCGCCGCUCGAGGGCUUCGGCGUCUUCGGGGGCAGCUCCCCCUCGGGGCUGCGGGAGCUGCGCGGGGAGCUGGCGGCAGCGCUGGCGGCCCUGGGCGGGCUCAACGCCACGGUGGAGGGGCUGCAGGACGCGCUGGACGAGCAGGACGCCCGGCACCGCCAGCUGAGCGCCCUCACCGACCGCGUGGUGGCCGAGCUGGACCAGGCAGCGGCGGCGUCGGCGGCGCGACAGGCGGAGAGCGAGGAGCGGCUGGAGGCGCUGGCUCGGGAGCUGGCGCGGGCCGGGGGCUGCCCCGCGGGGCUGGAGCCACGCGUGGCCAAGCUGGAGGGGGUCUGCGAGCAGCUGGAGGCGGUGGCCGGGGGGCUGCGGGGCGUCCGCGAGGGGCUGGGCCGGCACGUGGCCGGGCUUUGGGGCGCCGUGCGGGACCUGAACGCCACGGCCCGCGCACAGGCGGCUCUGCUGGACAAGGCGCUGGAGCUGCCGCCCCGGCUCGGCGCCCUCAACGCCAGCCUGGGGCACCUGCGCGGGGAGCUGCAGCGCCUGGCACGGCUGGAGCGACAGGGCCCCCCUGGUCCCCCUGGACCUGCUGGCCCCGUGGGCGAGACAGGCCCUCCUGGCCCCACCGGGCCCCCUGGCAAGGAUGGAGAGCAGGGUCCCAUGGGCCCCCCCGGGCUGCCUGGAGAGAGAGGUAGGGCUGGGGCUGGGGGGCCUGGGGUGCAGGGAGGACCGUGGAGGGCUGGGGGCAUGUGUGGAGCUGGGAGGGGCCGGGGGUUUGCGGUGGGAGCAGGGAGCAGUCUGGCCAUCGAAUAA